Molecule: messenger RNA, 5066 nt
Organism: Odocoileus virginianus texanus
Lineage: Eukaryota; Metazoa; Chordata; Mammalia; Artiodactyla; Cervidae
Source: RefSeq, a predicted model, not a curated record
CGACGCACGGCUCCGGCGCCCGCCGCCUCCCGCCCCAGCUUUCCUGAGGCGGCCGUACAAUCCUCGGCAGUGUCCUGAGACUGUAUGGUCAUCUCAGCCUCCGCGUCUGCCCGGCUCCGGACUCUGCCAACUCCCGUCGUUUUCAAGCCACUUCUUGUAUUUUGAAAACCCAGAAAAGCGACUCCUGACUCCUUUUCGAAGGAAAAAGAAACUUCAGCCCCCUGCUCGCUGCCCCCCGCCGCCCACUUUUUUUUUUUUUUUUUUUUUUUGUUUGACAGCGUCCUUCCACUCCUUUCCCGACCCCGCCUCCCGGCGCAGGUUCCUCCCCGUCACCUUUCUCCACCCCCUCCCCCGCACCAAGCCUGCCGCCCGCAACUUCCACCUGACCGUGCGGACGCUCGGGACCUGCGAGCACCUGGCACCUUUCACACCGGCGUGGGCCUCGAGGAGUGGGCUAGGGCCACAGCGAAAGUAGCGGCUGCAGCCCCCGCCGGCCCUGGAGCUCAGGUACUCGGAGCCUCAUAGGGCCCCAGCGACAAUGACAGCUGACAAGGAAAAGAAAAGGAGCAGCUCAGAGAGGAGGAAGGAGAAGUCCCGAGAUGCAGCCAGGUGCCGGCGGAGCAAGGAAACAGAGGUCUUCUACGAGCUGGCGCACGAGCUGCCCCUGCCCCACAGCGUGAGCUCACACCUGGACAAGGCCUCCAUCAUGCGGCUGGCCAUCAGUUUCCUGCGCACGCACAAGCUCCUGUCCUCCGUUUGCUCUGAAAAUGAAUCUGAAGCCGAUGCUGACCAGCAGAUGGACAACUUGUACCUGAAAGCCUUGGAGGGUUUCAUUGCCGUGGUGACCCAAGAUGGUGACAUGAUCUUUCUGUCGGAGAACAUCAGCAAGUUCAUGGGACUCACACAGGUAGAGUUAACAGGACACAGCAUCUUUGACUUCACUCAUCCCUGUGACCAUGAGGAGAUCCGUGAGAACUUGAGUCUCAAAAAUGGCUCUGGUUUUGGGAAGAAAAGCAAAGACAUGUCCACAGAGCGGGACUUCUUCAUGAGGAUGAAGUGCACGGUCACCAACAGAGGCCGCACGGUCAACCUCAAGUCAGCCACCUGGAAGGGAGGGACAAUUGGAGAACCCACAGUGGCACACCUGAUGUCUAAGAGAAUCACAGAACUGGUUGGCUACCACCCUGAAGAGCUACUUGGCCGCUCAGCCUAUGAGUUUUACCAUGCACUGGACUCAGAGAACAUGACCAAAAGCCACCAGAACUUGUGCACCAAGGGUCAGGUGGUGAGCGGCCAGUACCGGAUGCUUGCCAAGCAUGGAGGCUACGUGUGGCUGGAGACACAGGGGACGGUGAUCUACAACCCUCGCAACCUGCAGCCCCAGUGCAUCAUGUGUGUGAACUACGUCCUGAGUGAAAUUGAGAAGAAUGACGUGGUGUUCUCCAUGGACCAGACGGAGUCGCCGUUUAAGCCGCACCUCCUGACCAUGAACAGCAUCUUUGAUAACAGCGGCAAGGCAGCUGGGUCUGAGAAGAGCAACUUCCUCUUCACCAAGCUGAAGGAGGAGCCCGAGGAGCUGGCCCAGCUGGCACCCACUGCGGGAGACACCAUCAUUUCUCUGGAUUUCGGGACCCCGAACUUUGAGGAGUCCUCAGCCUAUGGCAAGGCCAUCCUGCCCCCAGGCCAGCAGUGGACCGGAGAGUUGAAGAGCCACAGCGGCCACAGCGAGGCCGGGAGCCUGCCCGCCUUCACCGUGCCCCAGGCGGCCGCCCUGGGGAACAGCACCCCCAGUGGCAGCAGCAGCAGCAGCUGCUCCACGCCCAGUAGCCCUGGAGACUAUUACACAUCUCUAGAUGACAAUCUGAAGAUUGAAGCAAUCGAGAAGCUCUUUGCCAUGGACACAGAGACAAAGGACCAGUGUGGCACCCAGACUGACUUUAAUGAGCUAGACUUGGAGACCCUGGCGCCUUACAUCCCCAUGGACGGAGAGGACUUCCAGCUCAGCCCCAUCUGCCCCGAGGAGAGCCUUCUGCCAGAGACCCCCCAGUCAACCCCCCAGCACUGCUUCAGCACCAUGUCAAACAUCUUCCAGCCGCUGGCUCCAAUGGCCUCUCACAGCACCUUCCUCCUGGACAAGUAUCAGCAGCAGCUGGAAAGCAAGAAGACGGAACCUGAGCAGCGGCGUGUGUCCUUCGCCUUCUUUGACGGUGGGAGCAAGGUGUCCCUGCUGCAGUGCUGUGGCCAGACCUGCACCCCUCUCUCCUCCAUGGGAGGCAUAUCCAACACACAGUGGCCCCCUGACCCACCAUUACAGCUGGGGCCCAUGAAGUGGCCUGGUGAAGAUCAGCACGCAGAGGCCUUGGGGGCAGCACCCUUGGGGCCUCCCAUUGCCACACCCCAUCUCGCCAUGUUCAAGAAGAGGUCUGCCAAGGGCUUCGGGCCUCAGGGUCCAGAUGUGAUGAGCCCGGCCAUGAUUGCCCUCUCCAACAAGCUGAAGCUGAAGCGACAGCUGGAGUAUGAGGAGCAAGCCUUCCAAGACAUGAGUGGGGGGGAUCCGCCAGGCAGCAGCACCUCACAUUUGAUGUGGAAAAGAAUGAAGAGUCUCAGGGGUGGUGGGACCUGCUCUCUGAUGCCGGACAAGCUGCCAAAUGCAAACGUCCCUAAUGAUGAGUUCAUCCAGAAUCCCGUGAGGGGCAGGAGCCAGCCCCUGAGACACUUACCACCACCACAGCCUCCGUCUGCCCCUAGCCCGGGGGAGCCCGCCAAGAGUGGGUUCCCCCCGCAGUGUUACGCCCCCCAGUACCAGGACUACAGCCUACCAGCGGCUCACAAGAUGUCAGGCAUGGCAAGCCGGCUGCUCGGACCCUCGUUUGAGCCUUACCUGCUGCCGGAACUGACCAGAUAUGACUGUGAGGUGAACGUUCCUGUUCCGGGAACCUCCACGCUCCUCCAAGGAGGGGAUCUCCUCCGAGCCCUGGACCAGGCCACCUGAGCCGGGGCCGCCCACCGACAGGCACCCUUCCCACGCCGUCCCACCAGCUUCACGUUCUCCGUCUGUUUUUUGCAACUAGGUAUUUCUAACACCACCACACUUUUUACAAGAUAUACUUACCUGGCAAACUUGUCCAGGUCACUGAGUAGUGGCCUUUUUCUGAAGAUGCUCACUUUAUUAUCCAUAUUUUUAAAAUAUAAUUGUUUUACCUGCUAUGUUUUGCUCUGUCAAUGGAAAUGUUCUUAAAUUUUAUAAGAUUUUUCUUUCCCCAAAUUCUAAUUUAUAAUAUUCAUGGGUCUGUCUCACACACACACAAACAAUAUUCAUAUUAACAAGUUUGGUGUAUGUUUGUUCUCUUUUCAGGAAAGCUUUGGCUUCAUUUAACUAAAAAAGAUUUUGUUGUUGUUGCCAAAGAGAAACAAAAUAAUCUUGCUUUCUAAGCUUGAUUUUUGGCCUCUAUCUCUCAGCCCUCCUUUCUUUUUUAAGACUAAUCACUGUAUUGUAAAUUUCCAUCUUUUUUUUUUUUUUAAGCCAACUCUUUGCUCUAAUUUUAAUAUGACUUUUGGGGGUAAAAAAAGAAAUGUGAAGGGUAAACUCCAUUGUGUGUGGUUAUCUAUGAAAGUUGCACAGUAUGGCUUUUCUUAAACUGGUGUUUUUCCCCUGCAUUUGGUGGAUUUUUUUUUAAUUAUUAUUAUUCAAAAGCAUAACUGAGUUUUUUAAGAAAGAAAAUUUAUAUCUGGGUUAAGUGUUUAUCAUAUAUAUGGGUACUUUGUAAUAUCAGAAACGGAAAUGGAAUCCUGCUCACAAAAUCACUUUAAAAUCUUUUUUUAAGCUGUUGAUCUUUUUCCUGAUGUUGCUGACACUGCAGAAUUGUACAGAACUCCCACAGGCCUGUACUAACCUUGCUCAAGGUCUCUCUCUGUUGGCUUUUUGCUUUCGGGAUAUGCCAUAGGCGUGACAAAUAAUCCAGAAAGUGGAAUCAUUAAGUGGGAGCAUUGCGAGCUGUCUUCUCCUCGUGUUCUAUAUGUAUUUUGUAUGUAUGUAUGUAUGUAUUAUUAUUACUGCCAAGAGGGUCUGAUGGCACGUCAGGGGUGGGGGUGGGAUGAUCUAAGGGAGGGGAAGUGCUUUAACUCUUCUUAAGAUUUUGUUGCCAGCCCUUCAAGUGCACUGAGCUGUGUGACUCUAAUGGUCUCUCAUGUGGCAUUUGGAUACUUCCAGAACACCAUGAGGUGGUUUAAAUGGGAAUUCAUGAAACGGUGCAGAUUCAGAAACAGUACAGCGAUCCAGUGCACGUCCAGCUCACCACCGUGGAGCCCAUGGAGUUGAACCGGGGGUGGGGUGAAGGUGCAGAAAGGGGGCCCUUGGUCCUGACCAGCCUCAUCCUCAUGCCCCUUCCCCAUGGGGCCAGGCCCUCAGAUCACCCUGCAAUAUCAAGGUGCAGCAAGCAGACCUCCGGGGAUGGCCCCUGGGCCUCCUUGAGGUCUGUCUGUUCCCAGAAGUGACAUAUAUAGGUAGGAAGCACUGAAAACAGUCUCCUAAAAGUGCCUUGUAACUCACCAGGUAAGAGGGACAGUAUCACUUGUUUUCAAAAUACUAGCCACAUGGAACUUUUCCGUCCUGGGUACAACGACGACGUUUCUAGAAACACACAAAGCGAAACACAGCAAAUCGAGAAUCUGGUAAGCUGGAUGAGCUUAUUGCCCAAAACAAAAUAAUAUUUAAGUUUCAAAAGAAAAAUUGCCUAGUCACUGUGUUGCCCAAAUUGUACUUUAGCACCGCAGCCCUGCCGCACGCACAGUGGGCUGCAGAACCUGAAGGGCUACUGACGUGUAAGCGCUGGUGUUUGAUUUUCUGUGUUUGCCUCAGCAUUAAGGGCAUUUUACCCUUGCAGUUUUACUAAAACACUCUGAAAAAUAUUCCAAGCUUCAUAUUAACCUUAUCUAUCAACAUAAUGAUUUCGUGAACAUUAUUAUUUUGUCCAAUUCCUACUGACAACGUUAUUACUAUAUGGGAGCUUAACUUUAUAAGGAAAUGUAUUUUGACACUGAUAUCUUAUUAAAGUAUUCUGAUCCUA